AUGGAGCCGGUACCGGGGUCCAGGAAGAGCCUCUCCCUAUCGCUCCCGGUGCCCCGGGAGGGCUCCAGCACCUUGAGGCCCCCCCAGCACCUCUGGCGCCAGCCCCGCACCCCGAUCCGCAUCCGGCACCGGGGGUUCUCCGACGCCGAACGGCCCCGGCCCCGGCCCAUGGAGCGGGCGGACGCGGUGGACACCGGGGACCGGCCCGGGCUGCGCAAGUCCCGAAUGUCGUGGCCGUCGUCCCUGCACGGGGCCCCCAGCACCGGCAGGCGGCUGGAAGCAGAGAACGGUCCCCCCCCGGAGGCUCAGCCCCCCCCGGGGUUGGUGCUGGUUCCGGGGGGGGCUCCAGGUCAGCGCAGAGAGUCCUUCCUGUACCGCUCGGACAGUGACUUCGACGGCUCCCCCAAGAGCCUGUCCCGGACCUCGUCUGUCACCAGCGACGUGCACGGGGAGGAUCUGAUCGUGACCCCCUUUGCACAGGUCCUCGCCAGCCUCCGCAGUGUCCGCAGUAACUUCUCCAUCCUGACCAAUGUCCCCCCCCCCCCGGGCAGCAAGCGCUCCCCCAUUGGCUCCCAGCCCCCCCCCUGCCCACCUGUGCUCUCAGAGGAGACAUCCCAGCAGCUGGCCCGGGAGACACUGGAGGAGCUGGACUGGUGCCUGGAGCAGCUGGAGAACCUGCAGACCCACCGAGCGGUCAGCGAGAUGGCAUCCAACAAGUUCAAGAGGAUGCUGAACCGGGAGCUCACCCACCUCUCCGAGAUGAGCCGCUCCGGUAACCAGGUCUCCGAGUACAUCUCCAGCACCUUCCUCGACAAACAGCACGAGGUGGAGAUCCCGGCCCCCGGCCCUAAGGAGCGGGACAAGAAGCGGCGCCCACCCCCCCCCUUGGGGCAGCUCCGGGGGGGGGGGGGAAAGCAGCUGCCCCCCCCCGGCGGCGCGGGGGGGUGCGGGGUCCCCCGCUUUGGGGUCAGCACCGACCGUGAGGAGCUGCUGGGCAAGGAGCUCGAGAGCAUCAACAAGUGGGGGCUGAACAUCUUCCGUGUGGCCGAGUUCUCCAACAACCACUCGCUGAGCUGCAUCAUGUUCAGUGUGUUCCAGGAGCGUGACCUGCUGCGCACGUUCCGCAUGGCGCCGCAGACGCUGCUGACCUUCGUGCGCACGCUCGAGUCUCGCUACCGCCCCCACGUGGCCUAUCACAACAGCCUGCACGCGGCCGACGUGGUGCAGUCCACGCACGUGCUGCUGGCCACGCCCGCGCUCGACGCCGUGUUCACUGACCUGGAGAUCCUGGCCGCGCUCUUCGCUGCCGCCAUCCACGAUGUCGACCACCCCGGGGUGUCCAACCAGUUCCUCAUCAACACCAACUCGGAGCUGGCUCUGCUCUACAAUGAUGAGUCCGUGCUGGAGAAUCACCACUUGGCCGUUGGCUUCCAACUGCUCCAGGAGGAAAACUGUGACAUCUUCCAGAGCCUGAGCCGGCGCCAGCGCCAGAGCCUGCGCAAGAUGGUCAUCGACAUGGUCCUGGCCACAGACAUGUCCAAGCACAUGAGCCUCCUGGCUGACCUCAAGACCAUGGUGGAGACCAAGAAGGUGACGAGCUCGGGGGUGCUGCUGCUGGACCACUACACUGACCGCAUCCAGGUCCUGAGGAACAUGGUCCAUUGUGCGGAUCUGAGUAACCCCACGAAGCCGCUGGAGCUGUACCGGCAAUGGACCGAGCGCAUCAUGGAGGAGUUCUUCCGGCAGGGAGACCGGGAACGGGAGCGGGGAAUGGAGAUCAGCCCCAUGUGCGACAAGCACACGGCCUCCGUGGAGAAGUCCCAGGUCGGCUUCAUCGACUACAUCGUGCACCCGCUAUGGGAGACCUGGGCUGACCUGGUGCAUCCGGAUGCUCAGGACAUCCUGGAGACGCUGGAGGAGAACCGGGAUUGGUACCACAGCCGCGUCCCGCACAGCCCAUCCCCCCCCCCCCCCCCCCCCACCCCCCCCCCCCUCGGGCCCCCCCCCAUCCCACCCCACUUCCGCUUCGACCUCCCCCUGGAUGAGGAUGAGGAGGGAGGGGGACACGAUCCAACCCUCGGCCCCCCCCCCUGUGAGGAUGAGGAUGGAGAAGCCCCCCCCCAUCCACCCUAUGUGCCCCCCCCCAAGCGGCCCCCGGGGAGACCCCCCGAGGGGGAGGAGGAGGAGGGACCGGACCAAGGCGAUGGAGGGGGGGGGUGA
Molecule: messenger RNA, 2220 nt
Organism: Melopsittacus undulatus (budgerigar)
Lineage: Eukaryota; Metazoa; Chordata; Aves; Psittaciformes; Psittaculidae
Product: cAMP-specific 3',5'-cyclic phosphodiesterase 4C-like
Biological process (GO): signal transduction
Cellular component (GO): perinuclear region of cytoplasm; nucleus; cytosol
Molecular function (GO): 3',5'-cyclic-AMP phosphodiesterase activity
Source: RefSeq, a predicted model, not a curated record